AUGGAGGCGGAUGGGGACCUGGAGGAGCUGGCCCGGCUACGCUCCGUUUUCGCCGCCUGCGACGCGAACCGCUCCGGGCGCCUGGAGCGUGAGGAGUUCCGCGCGUUGUGCGCGGAGUUGCGCGUGCGGCCGGCCGACGCCGAGGCCGUGUUCCAGCGGCUUGACGCCGACCGCGACGGCGCCAUCACCUUCCAGGAGUUCGCGCGCGGCUUUCGCGGGGCCCGCCGCGGGGGUCCACGCCGGGGCUGGGGGCCGCGAGAGCCCGCGCCCGCCGCGGCCCUGGUGGGGUCCGACCCCGGGUCCGGCGGGGAGGACGAGGGCGACGAGGACGCGGCAGCGGCUCUGGCUGCUCCCUGGGACCCGGCGAGCUCCGGCCAGGCUUGGCAGGACUUCCAGGCGCGACUCGGGGACGAGGUCAAGUUCAUCCCCAGAAAAGAACAAGUUAGUACCUUGUAUCAAAACAUCAACCUCGUGGAGCCAAGACUGAUUCAACCAUAUGAACAUGUUAUAAAGAACUUUAUCCGUGAGAUCAAACUUCAGAGCACAGAAAUGGAAAACCUGGCCAUUGCAGUGAAGAGAGCCCAGGACAAGGCAGCCAUGCAGCUGAGUGAGCUGGAAGAGGAAAUGGAUCAGAGGAUUCAGGCUGCAGAACACAAGACACGGAAAGAUGAAAAACGCAAAGCUGAGGAAGCCCUGAGUGACCUCAGGCGUCAAUAUGAAACAGAAGUGGGAGACCUACAGGUGACGAUAAAGAAACUCAAGAAGCUAGAAGAACAAUCAAAACACAUAAGUCAGAAACAAGAUGUGGCUGCAUUAAAGAAACAAAUUUAUGACUUAUCAAUGGAAAAUCAGAAAGUUAAGAAAGAUCUUUUAGAAGCACAGACAAACAUAGCCUUUCUUCAGAGUGAAUUAGAUUCUUUGAAAAGUGAUUAUGCUGAUCAGAGUCUGAAUUCUGAAAGGGAUCUGGAAAUAAUCCGAGAAUACACAGAAGAUCGAAAUAGUCUUGAGAGGCAAAUUGAAAUACUCCAAACAGCUAACAGGAAACUGCAUGACAGUAACGACGGCCUAAGGAGUGCCCUUGAAAACAGCUACAGCAAGUUCAGCAGAUCCUUGCGCAUAAAUAAUAUCUCACCAGGGAAUACAAUUUCUAGAAGCAGUCCUAAAUUUAAUCUUCAUUCUCCUCAACCUCUGGGCUAUGACAGAUCAUCCCGCUGUUCCUACAUGGAUGAGGACUGUGACUCGCUGGCCCUCUGUGAUCCCAUGCAGAGGAUGAAUUGUGAUGUUGACAGCCUGCCCGAGAGCUGCUUCGACAGUGGGUUGUCUACCCUGCGAGAUUCCAAUGAGUAUGACUCGGAGGUGGAGUACAAGCACCAGAGGGGAUUCCAGAAGUCGCACGGCAUGCAAGAGAGCUUUGGGGGUGAUGCUUCGGACACGGACGUUCCUGAUAUAAGGGAUGAAGAGACAUAUGGCUCAGAAGGCGUGGCUUCCGUCCUGAACUGGAAGCCCCCAGAAUCUGCUAGUGAAGGUAGUAUCGUUAGCUCCUCAAGAAAGCCCAUCUCUGCGCUUUCACCACAGACAGACAUGGUGGAUGAAAGCCAUAAAUCUUCCAGCUCGCAGAAGGCUUACAAGAUUGUGCUGGCCGGGGACGCUGCAGUGGGGAAGUCGAGUUUCCUCAUGAGACUUUGCAAGAAUGAAUUUCGAGGAAACACAAGUGCUACCCUGGGAGUUGAUUUUCAAAUGAAAAUGCUGAUCGUAGAUGGAGAACGGACAGUACUGCAGCUGUGGGAUACAGCUGGCCAGGAGAGAUUCAGAAGCAUUGCCAAGUCUUACUUCAGAAGAGCAGAUGGUGUUUUGCUGCUGUAUGAUGUUACAUGUGAGAAAAGCUUUCUUAAUGUACGAGAAUGGGUAGAUAUGAUUGAGGAUGCAGCCCAUGAGAGCAUUCCUAUCAUGUUGGUGGGAAACAAGGCUGAUCUUCGUGACGCUGCUGAAGCAGAGGGACAAAAAUGUGUCCCAGGGUACUUUGGAGAAAAACUGGCCAUGACCUAUGGGGCAUUAUUUUGUGAAACAAGCGCCAAAGAUGGUUCAAAUAUAGUGGAAGCUGUUCUCCAUCUUGCUCGGGAAGUGAAAAAAAGAACUGAUGAGGAUGACAGCAAAUCCAUUACCAAUCUGAGUGGCACUAGUUCCAAAAAGUCAACCCAGAUGAAGAACUGUUGCAAUGGUUAA
Molecule: messenger RNA, 2223 nt
Organism: Budorcas taxicolor (takin)
Lineage: Eukaryota; Metazoa; Chordata; Mammalia; Artiodactyla; Bovidae
Gene: RASEF
Product: RAS and EF-hand domain containing
Exons: 17
Coding region: 1-2223 (740 amino acids)
Molecular function (GO): GTP binding; GTPase activity; calcium ion binding
Source: RefSeq, a predicted model, not a curated record